Molecule: messenger RNA, 5243 nt
Organism: Gigantopelta aegis
Lineage: Eukaryota; Metazoa; Mollusca; Gastropoda; Neomphalida; Peltospiridae
Product: inner centromere protein A-like
Exons: 22
Coding region: 191-3346 (1051 amino acids)
Source: RefSeq, a predicted model, not a curated record
GUUCAUCAAGAAUUCUUGGAAAUUACAUUUCUGAAUAGACAAUAAUAUUUUAAUGUAAUAUUUUAGUAGAGUUGUUGGUAAGUGUAUACAAAAAACAUUUCAAAAACAAAUCUUUACCAUUCAGCAAUAUCUCUUGGAAAUUACAUUUCUGGAUAGACUGGAAAUUAGUUUUACUUCCUGAAAAUUCAUCAUGGUGCUCGCCUAUGGGUUACCUCCCAUGAAAGUGGUAAAGUUGCCGAACAUUUUCAGUAAAUCAUACUCGAAGAAGGUGCGCGGUUCCCACUGUUAUCGUCUGCGACACAGAUGGGAUGACAGGCUGCGACUCCGUAGACUGGGGUCGGGACUGGUGGCGCCGGUCGUGGUAGACAGCGCCAUCUUGGCAGAUCUCUUGUCGUUGCUGGAUUCACACAGGAGCGGUGCAUCUGCACUGGAGGCCGAUUUCCCGGAAAUAGACAACGUCUCACACAGCUCUGACUAUGGGGGAUCCUUCAAGGGCUGCACCAUCCCCAGACACGAGAAGACCAGACACAAAAGUGCCUCUCGCAGCUGGACAUACGAAGGCUCGGAGAAGGAGUACAUAGGAAGUGCCCCGGUUGUCACAAUACGCGAAGGAGCCAGUCCGAUCCUGUCUUCCAACAUCCCACAUCUUCCUCCGCUGAAAACUGCCAGAGUGCCACUGACGCCCAUUCAAGAUGUCAGCCGUGAGCAGACGCACCUUCCUCUUCCGCCAAUAGCUGAUGGUCUGCCAUUUGUAAACAUCGAGGGUCCGACUCCCCAACAUACGACUCUGACAGACGUACCUCGACCUAUCCCUUCGGAGCUCCCCGCUGAUGUGGAAGAGACCGGUUCUCAGUGGGGCGUUUCCUCCACACAUUCGGACAGAGAUCGAGGUGUGAGACAUGUGUCCACACAGUGGAAAGGAAGCCAACAGAGUCUGAAGAGUUCCAAGAAGGGAACCCGCAGUAUAAUCGGUGACCAGUCUAUCAAGGGAAGUGUGGUGCGUGCGCCGGAUGGGGAAAUUGUCAGUGUUGGUGGCUCCAUCCUACCCGAUGCCGCUUCGCAACAUGGCGGCAGCCAGACAGCUAGAACUGACCUUGACCGCGGCAUUGGAGCAACUGAUGAGUCUGACAUCUCUGACAAUGAACCGGAUGCAUGGAAAUCCGGUUCCAGAGAGGACGUCUUCCGCGUUCCGUCAGAACAGAAAUCAACCAGCACCAAGGAAGCCAGUCGCAAAGAGUCAGCAGGUUCCGAACAAGUAAUAGUGGACACCCUGACUGGGCACGCUCAGAUAAUCGCAGCUCGUGUUCUGAACAGGGCGGAAGCGGGAAGAGAUUUGGAGGCAGACAUUCGGCAAGCUGCAGAGCUGUGGACGAAGGAACACCCGCCUCGAUCCGUGUCCCGCAGCCAAUCAGUGCAGGAGAUCGUCAACACUGAGGCGGUUGAUGAGAUAGCACGGCAGAGAGCAAAUAGUGCAGCCCCCACCGCCCAGGAAUACAAAGAUCUGAUUCGUCAGUCCCUCACUACAGCAGUUGCCAUGGCAGCAGGUAAGGAGCCUGACGCUUUCCCGUUUGACGCGGAGGUUAGUCCAGAGUUGCUGGAUGCGCUGGCCAGUCAGUCACUGUCACCUGAUGACAUUGAGAUCGUCACGGACGCAGAUGGACGCAACGUCAUCCGUUCAAAGAGUCGCAUGCUGCAGGAGAUGGGCGGAGUCAAGGAGGGGCACAUUUACAUGUCAGCUACCAGUGGACCACCGUCAGAGCGGUCUGCCAAGAGGACGAUAUCGAUUCCGUCAGACCGAAUCUCUGUAGCCGACGUCGGGGAAUACGAUGUCAUAAACUACGCCAACGAAGCUGUUUCAGAGAGAAGCCGAUCGUCCCAACAUCGUAGUGUUUCCACGUCACCAGAACCCGAUGACUUCACGACCGCUUUACAGAAAGCCGAGACAGACAGCAAGAAAUCAACAUCAAGUACGAGUCGUCGCGUCGCCCUUGAUGACACGGUUAAGAGCAAUAAGACCGAUGUGUCGAAGAAGAGUGAAGACUCCAAGGUCAGCGUCGAUUCGAAAAGCAAAGCAAAGAAGAAAACAAUUCUAGACCGCGAAGAGUUUGUAGUAGGAAAAGUGGAUGAUAAACUUGACACAAAACUAUUAUCUGGCGCACAUUCAUCUGUCUCAGGAAAAUCUUCAAAGGGUAAACCAAAAGCUCCAAAACCAAAGAAAGAGCCUGUUCCACCAAAGAAGGAGGAGAAGAAGAAAGGGCCAGCAAAGAAGAAAGGAAAGAAAGCCAAAAAGGAGGAACCGGUGGCGGCCCCCAAACCAGCAACUCCCCCUCCUAAACCCGCAACACCUCCACCACCGUCACCACCGAAAGUACCAACUCCGCCAAAAACAGCAACACCAGAUGAGUUUCUUAGUCCAAUUUCUUCUCCGGAGAAAUCGGAUGAUGACAUGGAGUUUAUUAUAAUCCGGGACGAGUCUCCCAGUCCGGAACCGGUGUUACCAGAAAAACCAUCACCCAUACGAGAACCGUCACCUAAAUCUGAGCCCAUGUCGGAACCACAAUCAGAGGAUGAUGACAUGGCUCUGAAAUCCAUCUCGAGUAAAGAAGCUCGAGCAGCAAAACGAGAGGCGGCCGCGAAGAAAAGACGAGAAGAGGUGGAACGACGUCGGAAGGAGAGAGAGGAGCAGCAGAGGAGAGAGAAAGAAGAACAGGAAAGACAGGAGAGACUGAGGAGAGAAAUGGAGGAGGAGAGGAGAAGACUUGAAGAAGAAAGACGAUUACGAAGACAAAGACUACAAGAAGAAAGAAACAAAGAGGAAGAAGCUGAGAAAGAAAGAGAGAGAAGAAAACUGUUAGAGUUGGAGAAAGAGAAACGACAGAAGGAAGAAUUUGCCAGGAAGUUGGAAGAAAUGAAGAGACGGCAAGCCGAGGAAGACUUAAAACGACAAGAACUGCAGCGACAGAGAGAACUGGAGGAAGAGGAACGACGGAAGGAGGAAGAACUGAGAAUGUCUCUGAUGGCUGAACAGGAGAGGCUGGAGUACGAGAGAAUGAAAAAAGAAGAGGAGGAACAGAGACGAAUAAAAGAGGAGGAAGACAGGAAACGUCGUGAGGAAGAGGCCCAAAGAGCUUUAGAAGAGGCGAGACGAUUGGCUGAGGACAUGGCUCGUCGCCAAGCCGAGCUGGAGCAGAGGUUGAAAUUUAACCGUGAUCUCCAGCUUGAGGCCGGUGGUCUGGAACAUACCCAAGAUAUUACGAGGAUGUUUGUCUUCUCCUACUUUGAACUCUUACAGUGGCUCGGGUUGGAUAUACCAGAGUUUGAACUUCAAAAGUUAAACAACUUGUAGCAUAUUCAAAAAUGGCAGAUGUAUAAAAUUCAGAUUUAACCAAAUUCUUUGAGGAAUGUUACUGUAACUGGGACUGGAUCAUUUAAAAUGAUAACAGUGGAUUGGAUUGGAUGUACCAGAAUUUGAAUUUUAAAAAAGGAAGCUAUUUUUAGCAGAUUCAUCCAAUUUGGAAUUUUUUUAUUCUUGUUAGAUACUACAGUCACUAUAACGGUGAUUGGGAUUGGAGGAUUUGAAAUGUUACAGACGCUAGGAUUGGAUUGUACCAGAAUUUGAACUUCAGCAUUAUGUAGCAGAUUAUAAAAUUCAGAAUCGCUAUGUUCUUGUUGCAUUCCGACUUGAACUUUAGAAUAUAUCUGAUGUGAUAUAUCAGAAUUUAAAUUUAAAUUUAAAAAAAAAUAUUUGUAGUUCAAAAUGGUGUAUGUAUAAAAUUCAGGAUUUUUGUUUCUUUAUGAAUACUGCUGUGAUAAACUCUAAGACUUGCAUUAUUUGAACUUAAAUCGGCUUAGAUUUGAUAUUACAGACUUUGAAUUACAUGUAGGAUUUUUACAAAAUUUGAAGUUGAAAUGCUGGGGGGAAAAGUAGAUAGUAAUGUUCAAUGGAUUAUUACUAUUAAAUCCUAAACAAUUUUUGUCUGACAGAUUUCUAUAAAUUGUCACAAAGAUUUGAAUAUACAUGUAGUUUGGACUUCCAGACCGAAGAUAUUAUCAAGGUAUAUUUUGAAUUUUAUGGGAAACACUUGUUUAGUUCAGUGCCACGUGAUUAUUGAAACUCAUCGGAAACUUCGACUUUGAAUUAUUUUAACAUGAUCAUAUACCACUAUGGUUUUGAGCAUGUCUGUCCCGGGACCCACCCCUGGAUAGCCAGGGGCAUGACAAUGGAAACUGUUAACAUGUAAUCAUAAUAUAGAUGGAUUAUAUUACAUGUUAAUAAAUAAGUGACAGACUUUUAGUUCUAUGAUUUUGCUGACACAUUACCAACACACUACUGGAAACAACAUUACCAACACGCUACUGGAAACAACAUUACCAACACGCUACUGAAAACAACAUUACCAACACGCUACUGGAAACAACAUUACCAACACGCUACUGGAAAAAACAUUACCAACACGCUACUGGAAACAACAUUACAACACGCUACUGGAAACAACAUUACCAACACGCUACUGGAAACAACAUUACCAACACACUACUGGAAACAACAUUACCAACACACUACUGGAAACAAUUGUUUGCAUGAAAUCAUGAGGCCUGCAUGCUUACCGUGAAGACCCAUAAUAUGUUGUAUUAUAAAGAACAACAUUGAAGUUCCAAACAUGGAUGAAGAUGUGGAACAUUUUAAAAAAUGAAUUUACAAUUUAAAUUUCUCUCUCUCUCUCUCUCUCUCUCUCUCUCUCUCUCUCUCUCUCUCUCUCUCUCUCUCUCUCUCUCUCUCUCUCUCUCUCUCUCUCUCUCUCUCUAUAUAUAUAUAUAUAUAUAUAUGGUGUGAAUUUAAUGCUUUUAGGUGUAGAAUUCAUCUCAGAUGCCUUGUUACUUUCAUCUUUCAACAGGAUUAGUUUGGAAAGAACCGCCUGAAAGUUGUAUAAUGACCAAAAAUAUUUACUAUAUAUAUAUUUUUUUUUUAUUUUAUUGAGAAAUGUAAAGACUAUACAUUGACUUACAUGUCCACGUGCUUUCGAAUCAUUUACACCAGCAGUGUUGUGGCCGAAAUUGAAAAAACUAAUUGCAAUGCAUUUUUAAUUUAAAUAUAAUGGGGCGAAUUUACAGAGGCUGUUUUUUUAUGUCUUACACACGUGCAGCUGUAUACAUUUACAGUGCUUAAACACCUGUGUUUAUGUCUUACACACGUGCAGCUGUAUACAUUUGCAGUGCUUAAACACCUGUGUUUAUGUCUUACA